Castor canadensis (American beaver) is the source of this 3160-nucleotide messenger RNA. RefSeq names its product PBX homeobox 2 (gene Pbx2). Lineage: Eukaryota; Metazoa; Chordata; Mammalia; Rodentia; Castoridae. Gene Ontology annotation, biological process: regulation of DNA-templated transcription. Gene Ontology annotation, cellular component: nucleus. The record is from RefSeq and is a predicted model, not a curated record. Gene Ontology annotation, molecular function: DNA binding; DNA-binding transcription factor activity, RNA polymerase II-specific.
UCCCUCCUCCCUCUCGCACACACACCCCCGCUUGGGCCUCCUCUCUCUCUCCGGCUCCAUUUUCUCCGCCGCCGGGGGCCGGGGUCUCCUGUGGGGGGCCCAGCCGGUUCCCCAGGUCUCCCUUCAGUGCCGGGGUGAACCCCGAGGGAGCCGGGAGGGGGGAAGACGGGCGGGGGCUGGGGCGGAGGGAGCAGCGGCCCCAGCGAGUUUGGGGGGGAAGUAACCAGGCGGGGGGAGGGGCGGAGCAGGGAGGGGGCCUCAGGGCCCCCCCCCAGCUAUGGACGAGCGGCUGCUGGGGCCGCCCCCUCCAGGCGGGGGCAGGGGGGGCCUGGGAUUGGUGGGUGGGGAGCCUGGGGGCCCUGGCGAGCCUCCCGGUGGCGGAGACCCCGGAGGGGGGAGCGGGGGGGUCCCGGGAGGCCGAGGGAAGCAAGACAUCGGGGACAUUCUGCAGCAGAUAAUGACCAUCACCGACCAGAGCCUGGACGAGGCCCAGGCCAAGAAACACGCCCUAAACUGUCACCGAAUGAAGCCAGCUCUCUUUAGUGUCCUGUGUGAAAUCAAGGAAAAAACCGGCCUCAGCAUUCGAAGCUCCCAAGAGGAGGAGCCAGUGGACCCACAGUUGAUGCGCUUGGACAACAUGCUUCUGGCAGAGGGUGUGGCUGGGCCUGAGAAGGGGGGAGGCUCAGCAGCAGCAGCUGCAGCCGCAGCAGCCUCUGGGGGUGGCGUGUCCCCGGACAACUCCAUUGAACACUCAGACUAUCGCAGCAAGCUUGCCCAAAUUCGCCACAUCUACCACUCAGAGCUGGAGAAGUAUGAGCAGGCAUGUAACGAGUUCACAACCCAUGUCAUGAACCUGCUGAGGGAACAGAGCCGUACAAGGCCUGUGGCCCCCAAGGAGAUGGAACGAAUGGUGAGCAUCAUCCAUCGAAAGUUCAGCGCCAUCCAGAUGCAGCUCAAGCAAAGCACCUGUGAGGCUGUCAUGAUCCUACGUUCCCGCUUCCUGGAUGCCAGACGAAAACGCCGAAACUUCAGCAAACAGGCCACUGAGGUCCUAAAUGAGUAUUUCUACUCCCAUCUGAGUAAUCCAUAUCCUAGUGAAGAGGCUAAGGAGGAGCUCGCCAAGAAGUGUGGCAUCACCGUCUCUCAGGUCUCCAAUUGGUUUGGCAACAAGCGGAUUCGCUAUAAGAAAAAUAUUGGAAAGUUCCAAGAGGAAGCAAACAUCUAUGCUGUCAAGACAGCCGUAUCAGUUGCCCAGGGGGGCCACAGCCGCACCAGCUCCCCGACACCCCCUUCCUCUGCAGGCUCUGGUGGCUCUUUCAGUCUCUCAGGAUCUGGAGACAUGUUUCUGGGGAUGCCCGGCCUCAAUGGAGAUUCCUAUUCUGCUUCCCAGGUGGAAACACUCCGACACUCAAUGGGGCCAGGGGGCUACGGGGAUAACCUUGGAGGAGGCCAGAUGUACAGUCCUCGGGAAAUGAGAGCAAAUGGCAGCUGGCAGGAGGCUGUGACCCCAUCCUCAGUGACAUCCCCGACAGAGGGACCAGGGAGUGUUCACUCCGACACCUCCAACUGAUCUCACCCCUCAGGGUCACAGGAGUGGGGGCUCCCACAAGGCAACUCUUGAAGAGGACACAGGCUUCCAGAGGACAAACCCCAAAACAGGAGAAGCACAAAACAGAGGGGUGAAUGGGAUCAUCCCUUCUCCAACUAGACUCAGUGCUGGGGGUGCUGACUAUAUGGCAGGGAGAACGGGGCCCCUAAGGGGAGAGUGGGGUCUUUCUUUCCUUCUUUCAGUCUUUUUUUUUUUUUUCUGUCCCAUUCUCUCUCACACACACAGAAAAACAGACACCUAUUUCUCAGACCACUUUUUCUCACAUCUCUCCCCCCACACACAUACACACACACAACUAUUCUGUUUGUCUCUCUGGGUUCCCCCACUUUCCCUUCCCCACCCCACUUAAAUGCUCUGGAAUCUGGAGACGUCAGCCCUGCCCAACCCAGAGAUGCCAAAAAUGGGGACUCGACUUCUGGACAAGAGGACAUGGGCCACGCCCCCUGUGCAUCCCCACCCCUGGCCCCUCCAGACGGCUUUAUUACCUCAUAUGCAGCUCAUCUUAAACCAAUAGAAUCGCUCGGUGGACGAGAGUGUCUGACUCAGAUAUCUACCUCGGAGGGAGUUUCUGCUACUUAAGGGAAUUGUUGACUGGGCUUUGGGGUUGAACCUUUUUUUUUUUUUUUUUUUAAAGAAAAACCCUGGGAUACUUUUUUUGAUUUUCUUAUUGUUAAUUUUUAAUUUAGUUUGUGGAAUUAGGUGGUUGUUGGUUUUUGGUUUUGUUUGUUGUUUUAUUGUAUAUAAACAUACUGAUUUUUUUUUUUUAAUUUCUUGCUUUCCCAUAUUAGAGGUGAUAGCCAAAGGGAUCCUAGUAAGAGAAAGGGAACAACCAGAACUAGUAAAGAGGCCCACCUGGCUCUGGGCCUACCCAUCAAAAAGUUAGUUUUGCAGGACAACAACUCCCCUGCUUUGCCCCCCUCCAGUCACUUAGAUGGUUCUUUGUGCAGUCAAGUUUUUGCUGCAUUUGGUGUGGAGGCAUAGUGGCUUGCCCUGAAGACCACCUGUCCCCCCCCUUCCCAUAACUCUUGGGAAGAGCUGGAUUCAGAAAUUUUGGAAGAGCUCAAGGAUGCCACCUUCUCUGUGUGAUACAUCUUUAAAUUUUUUAAAAAACUAUUUGCAGAUUGGAGGAGAAUGAAUGGGGAGGGGGUUCUUGCCAAAUAUGUUAAAUAUAGGUUAGAUGCUUAUGUAUGUGUCUCCCUCAGUUUCCCCAAAAAUAAGGUCUUUUUUUUUUCCUCACACCAAAAUCAAGGGGGUGGGGAGAGAAGUUGCAAAAAGUCAGGUAUUGAGGAAGAUAAAAAGUCUCAUCCUCAGCCCUCAACCCUUAUAUCUGAUCCCCACAAACAUCCUCAGGAUUUUACAAGACUGUCAGAGUGGUGACCCCCUCCCAACAGAGAUCCAGGCAGGACUGGGGAGACAGGUUGGGAGUGAUGGGUGGGGGAGGGGGGAGGCAUGGGCCAGGGGCAGUUCUCUCCUCACUUGUAAACUUGUAGUUUCACAAAGAAAAAAAAAAACAACGCAGUUUUAAAUAAAGGAAUUUCUUUUUUCCCUGGG